UCAGUCAAAGAAAGAAAAAGAGCAAAAAUGAGCGUUUGGUUUGGGAGAGGUUUCCUCUUUAACUCUAGCCUUCUGGAAACUUUGAUUUUCGCAGCUAAGGUUUACACAGACUUCAAACCUUUGUCCGAAGAUCUCGCAUCAACUUUGGAGAGAUUAAUUCCUCUGUCGGAAGAGAUAGAAUCUUUCCAAGGGAAACUAGACUUUGCCUAUGGGGAUCUCAAGGAACUUGUUGAUACUCUCUUUCGAGCUCGUGAAGUGGUUAACACCUGUAUAGAAGGCGUCUCUUGGUUCCAGAAACCUAUCCUCACAAGAGAGAUUCAGCGAAUCAUUAAUGAUAUGCUCAAGUUCUCUCAGACUAAGCUACAGUUUCUUCAGUUCAGGACCCUGGACGAUGGUGGUUUAUGUAAGAGAAUUGAUGGCUUCAGCGUUCCUGUUUAUACGGAUCUUUGUUCUGUUCCCCUGCCUGACAAGGAUCUCCUUGGAUUUGAUUACCCCUUGAUGGAGCUUAAGAAGAAGCUCCUUGAUGAUUCCGUGGGUAGUCUUGUGGUGUGCGCUCCUACCGGUUGCGGCAAGACCACGCUCGUUGCUCAGCUUUGCCACGACCAAGAAAUCAAAGGAGUGUUCAAACAUAUCUUCUAUUGGGUUACAUCAAGAACCCCUAACUUGAGGGUCAUGGUACAGCAUCUACUUCUGCACAACGGUUUCAAAGAUCUUACAUUCAGCAACGAUUCUCAAGCAGCAAACUGCUUAAGAAAACUGCUAGAGGAACUUAAAGGAAAUGGUGGUAUAUUGCUGGUGUUUGAUGAUGUGUUUGCUGGAGCAGAAUCCUUGCUUAAGACGUUUCAGAUUAACCUACAAGAUUAUAAGAUUUUGGUCACUUCUCAGUUUGAGUUUCCCAGUUUUGGUCCCACUUAUCAUCUGAAACCUUUGGCACAUCAAGAUGCCAAGAACCUUCUCAUUCAGCUUGCAUCGCCACUGCCUCAUCACACAAAUCCAUAUGAGUUUGAAGAUCUUCUUCAAAAGACGUUGAAACGUUGCAAUGGACUCCCGCUUGUGAUUGAAGUAGUUGGUGUUUCCCUUAAAGGACGAGGUCUACAUUUAUGGAAAGACCAAGUCGAAAGCUGGUCUGAAGGGAAAACAAUUCUAGAACGUCUGCAGCCUAGCUUCGAUGCCCUGAAACCUCAUCUUAAAGAGUGUUUCAUGGACAUGGGCUCGUUUCUUGAGGACCAAAAGAUAUGUGCUUCGGUAAUAAUUGACUUAUGGGUGGAACUAUACGGUACUAGUAGUAGUAGUAGUAUUGUGUACAUGAAGUACCUCAAUGACCUUGCUUCCCAGAACCUGCUUAAACUUAUUCCUCUCGGGAAAAAUGAGCAGGAAGAUGGAUUCUACAAUGGGAUCUUAGUCACUCAACAUGAUGUCCUGAGGGAGCUGGCUAUCCAUCAAAGCCGAUUGGAAUCAAUCUUGGAAACAAAAAGACUCCAUUUGAAGAUCAUAAAGAACAUAUUUCCAGACUGGUAUUCGAAUCUAAGGCAGCCUAUUAAUGCUCGUCUCUUGUCUAUCUCCACAGAUGAUUUGUUCUCAUCGAGUUGGGUUGAAAUGGAUUGCCCCAACGUUGAGGCUUUAAUACUAAAUCUUUCUUCAUCAGACUAUGCAUUACCAAGCAUCAUUGCUGGAAUGAAGAAGCUAAAGGUUUUGACCAUCACAAACCACGGUGUUUCCCUUGCAAAGAUAACAAACUUCGCGUGUCUCGGCUCAUUACCAAACCUGAAACGUAUCAGAUUGGAGAAAGCUUCAGUUACUUUGCUGGACCUUCCCCAAUUGCGACUCGGCAGUCUCCAGAAGAUAUCUUUUGUUAUGUGUAGUUUCCAUGAGGUUUUCUAUGAAUGUGUAGAUAUCGAUAUCUCUAAAGCUCUUCCUAGCUUACAGGAGAUUGAGAUAGACUAUUGCUACGACCUCGAUGAGGUGCCGUAUUGGGUAUCUCAAGUUGUUUCGUUGAAGAAACUGAGCGUCACGAACUGUUACAAGCUUUCUAGACUUCCAAAUGAUAUAGACAACUUGAGUAAACUAGAAGUGUUGAGGCUGGCUUCUUGUUUUAAUCUCUGCGAGCUGCCUGAAACGACUAGCGAACUCAGAAAUUUGCGGUUUCUGGAUAUUUCUGAUUGCACGGGGUUGAGAAAGCUGCCUUUAGAGAUUGGGAAGCUGCAGAAGAAGUUGAAGAAGAUCUCGAUGAGGAAAUGUUGGAGAUGCGAAUUGCCGGGUUCAGUGGUAAAUCUAGAGAAUCUGGAGGUGAUAUGCAGUGCCGUCCCAAACAAUUAUGUGGCUUAAAGCAGUUCAAAAAAAUAUGGCCUUCAUAGAAUUUUUUUUGUUUUUUUUUGUUAAGUAAGUUAAAUUUUCUUUUAAUGUCAUUUUGAUAGUUAUAACAUUAGAAAAUUGAAACUCGA
Brassica napus (rape) is the source of this 2441-nucleotide messenger RNA. RefSeq names its product probable disease resistance protein At5g66900. Gene Ontology annotation, molecular function: ADP binding. NCBI's taxonomy places the organism in Eukaryota, Viridiplantae, Streptophyta, Magnoliopsida, Brassicales, Brassicaceae. Gene Ontology annotation, biological process: defense response to fungus. The coding region runs from base 28 to 2325 and encodes 765 amino acids. The record is from RefSeq and is a predicted model, not a curated record. The transcript is spliced from 5 exons.